Prorocentrum cordatum is the source of this 1380-nucleotide messenger RNA. The record is from the annotation of a GenBank genome assembly. NCBI's taxonomy places the organism in Eukaryota, Dinophyceae, Prorocentrales, Prorocentraceae.
AUGUCAACGCAGACCACUACCACGCAGAUUUCUGCAACUUCAACCUCGACUGGUACAACAUCUUCUCCGACGACCUCCACAGAUACGAUCACCUCGUCUGAGACAGUCACUUACACUUCGUCGACCAUCUCCACGCAGACAACCGCCACGCAGACUACUGUAACUUUCACCGCGACUGGUACAACACCUACGUCGACGACAUCCACAGAGACGAAGACGAGCACCUCUUCUGAGACAGCGACUUACACUUCAUCAACCACCGCCACGCUGACCACCUCCACGCAGACCACGGACACGCAGACCUCCGCCUCGCAGACUACUCUAACUCUCACGACCUUCACGCAGACCACAGAGUGCGUGGACGAGGUUCCCAACAGCACCGCGGCGUUCUGGUACGACAGCCGGGGCACGGACUACAACUGCAGCUACCACAACACGUCCGACCUCUGCGCCCCUCAGGGGGGCCCGUACGUCAACUUCGGGCGCACGGCCACCGAGGCCUGCUGCAUCUGCGGCGGCGGAGUGGGGAUACCGAAUCCCACUCUGGCUCCGACGCCAGAACCUACGCCAGAGCCCUCUCCGGCUCCGACCGAGGCACCCAGUGCAGCUCCGACUCCAGCUCCUACGCCUGCGCCUGCACCAGUGCCUACCUCAGCUCCGACUGCAGCGCCCACUCCACGGGUGGUAUCGACUACACUGACCUCCCCAGUAAAUUCAGGUGAGACAGAGCUGCCUGUGGACUCCACGGAGGGCUUCAGUGUUGGCGACACCGCCGUGAUCGAGGGCGGCGGCUUAAGUGAGUUGGUGGUCAUUGCGAGCAUCGGGUCGCUUGUGCUGUCCAGCGGCACGACAAACAGCUACCCCGCCAAUUCCACCGUCACCUUGUACGUCACCACGACCGCUACGUCGACAUUAACAAUCACGUCGGCGAGUGGGUCGUCGACGACCAGCGCUACCACGGUCACGGCGACCACUGCCUCGACGACCUCAGCCUGGACGGCCACGUUCUCAUCAGGCUCAUCGAACUUGACGUUGACCUCGGCCACCUCGAUCGGCACGACGUUGACGCUCACCAGCUCGGCGUCGAGCGGCACCACGGCGUCGUCCACGGUGACCGCGACUACGCCGACGCUUGCGACCCCGUCGCCCAGCAGCAGCCCGGGCGGUCUGCUCGCGGGCGUCGGCCUCGGCGGCCUCGAGGCCUGGCUCGGGGACCUGCCGACGGCCGCCCUCGUCGGCCUCGCCGCUGGCGCCGUGCUGGUCCCCUGCGGCGCCGCGCUGGCGGCCGCGAGGGUCUGCUGCGGCCGCGGCGGCCGCGGCGAGCCGAGGGGCAAGCAGUCUGCAUGGGUCGACGACCUGGAGGACUGCUUCGUGGCCUGA